Messenger RNA from Mizuhopecten yessoensis (Yesso scallop), 2015 nucleotides. Its product is annotated as WD repeat-containing protein 46-like. The record is from RefSeq and is a predicted model, not a curated record. The coding region runs from base 60 to 1973 and encodes 637 amino acids. The transcript is spliced from 15 exons. Lineage: Eukaryota; Metazoa; Mollusca; Bivalvia; Pectinida; Pectinidae. Gene Ontology annotation, molecular function: protein binding. Gene Ontology annotation, biological process: maturation of SSU-rRNA from tricistronic rRNA transcript (SSU-rRNA, 5.8S rRNA, LSU-rRNA). Gene Ontology annotation, cellular component: nucleolus; small-subunit processome; 90S preribosome.
CGCAUGUUGAUACGGAAGUGAAGAGCACAUGUAUGCAUCGUCAACACUCAAACUGAAUCAUGGAUGUUUUGGGCGCACAAAAACCCGGUGAUGAGGGUAAUAAAAACAAAAAUAAAGGAAAGACACCAACGAAACCAAAGAGAUAUUUUGCUGUAUCAACAGGAGCUCCGUCAGAACAGUCUAAUGUAAGUUCCAAUGACUUCUCACAAAAACAAAAAACAAAGACAGUCGUUGAUAAGCAGAAGAAUGAAAGUCUUAAGCAGAAACACAAAGGAACAAAAUCAAAGCGACACAUAGCUGACCCGGGAGGGAAAGUGAAAGUUUUUGACUUGAGUUCAAGUAAAAAGAUGUUUCAACAACAAAAACGUGAACAUUAUCGUAUGAAGGCACAUCACAAGGAAGUUGAAGAAGACUAUCGAAAGAAGGUGGAUCCUUUCCCAGGUGAGGCUGCCAUACCUGCAGACAGAUUGAAGAAAUAUCAGAGGGGAAAGCUAACAACCACAAAAUGGGCCAGAUCAAAGUUAGCCAUGGGGGAGAUCCGUAAGAGGGAGAAGAAGAUGAAAGCAGCUGUGAAACAGGCCGCAAGAUCAGAAUACCUGUUAACAGAGGAGGCAGGUUACCUUGAAGGAGAUGACGGCACACAUACCACAAAUAUAUCACAGGGGGACAUCGUGGAGGCUGUGGACAUCACGAGUGCACAAAAGCAUUUUGAAUUAAGAUUGAAUGAAUUUGGCCCUUAUCGUGCUCAAUAUACGAGAAAUGGACGUUUCAUGUUGAUGGGUGGAGCUAAAGGGCAUAUAGCAGCUAUCGAUUGGUUGACCAAGAAAUUAUUAUGUGAAAUCAAUGUCAUGGAAACCAUUCAUGAUAUACAGUGGCUUCAUCAGGAGACCAUGUAUGCUGUAGCUCAGAAACAAUGGACGUACAUCUACGACAACCAGGGUAUAGAGCUUCACUGUCUUAAGAUGGUGGACAGUGCAUUACGACUAGAGUUCCUUCCCUUUCACUUCCUGCUGGCCAGCUCGAGUUCAAAGGGUUAUUUGUCCUGGAUUGAUGUGUCGAUAGGUGAAAAGGUUGCAGGCCAUGCGACUGGCUUGGGCAGACUGGAUGUGAUGUGUCAAAACCCAAACAAUGCAACACUGUGUUUAGGACAUUCGGGAGGUACUGUUACGAUGUGGUCGCCAAAUGUGAAGGAACCGUUGGUAAAAAUGUUGUGUCACAGACACGGUGUCCGAUCCAUAGCUGUCGACCCCCAGGGAAAAUACAUAGCAACGUCAGGCAUAGACAGGAAGUUGAAGAUCUGGGAUAUCCGCAAUUACAAAAUGCUUCAGUCCUACCAAAUUGGAAUUGGAGCUAGUUCUUUAGCUUUCAGUCAAAGGGACAUGCUUGCUGUCAGUAAAGGCAACAUAGUGGAGGUAUACAAGGACUGUUGUAGACAGACAGUUACCUCCCCUUACAUGUCCCAUCGUCUCCCAGGAUCAGUGUUGAAUGUCCAGUUCUGUCCCUAUGAGGAUGUCCUUGGUGUUGGUCAUGAGCGGGGCUUCGAGAGCCUACUCAUCCCAGGUGCUGGUGAGCCAAACUUUGAUGCCCUUGAAGCCAACCCCUUCCAGAGUAAGAAACAGCGACGCCAGGCUGAGGUCAAGAUGCUGCUGGACAAGAUCCCAGCAGACAUGAUUCACCUGAAUGACAGGAUUGGCGAGAUCGACAUCAAAACUUUCAAGCAGCGGAUUGAGUUGACAAAUAGUAUCAAGACCUUGAAGCCUGAACUGAUGGACUACACUCCAAAAUACAAGAUGAAAGGAAAGAAUAAAGGAAGGAAGAGAGAACAGAGAAAGAAAGGUGUGGUGGAGGAGGAUCAGAGGAAGGCAGUGAGGCGGGAAAUGAAGAAAAAGUCGGACACAGCACGUGGGAACCAGCAUAACCAGCACAGAGAUUCGGGGAAUGUGCUGAACAGAUUCGAACGGACACAGUCAUAAUUUGAUGUAUGGUUUUAUAAUAUUAAAGUUAUUGUUACAAAA